UCCGCACUUGCUUCACAAAUUCACAUGCCAGUCCGAGAGACGAUCGACUCCUCCUCGCGCACGAAGAUGGGGUUUAGGUUCGACCUGCUGGUCCUCGCGGUGGCCCUGCUCUCGACGCCGGCGCUCUCCGAUCUGGUGUUGACCAGGGUCGAUCGGCGCGUUGAUUUGACAUCUCACAUCGUGCGGAUUGUCUCGACACUGAAGGUCGAGAACACGGGAAAGGAUUCAGUAUCAGAGGUUCUGUUGGUCUUUCCUGAACGCCAGGCAAAAAACUUGGCAUACUUGAUGGCUGCAUCUAGCCCGGGGAAAGGGAAAGCAAAAGCUUCUGCUGUCAAUCUUCCUGUUGAAAAUUUCAACAGUGAAGGAUUGCCUCCGGCCUUGGUUGCCUAUUCAGUGUCAUUACCCGAGGGUGGACUAGGGAAGGGGGCGAGCUUGACUUUUGACGUGUCAGCUGUGUUUACUCAUUCACUACUGCCUUUUCCUGAAAAAAUUACUCAGGCUGAUACUCAGCUGCUUGUAUUUGAAGAAAGUGCGUACUUUCUCUCACCUUAUGCUGUCAAGGUCCAGUCUCUCACUGUUAAACUGCCUCAUCCAAGAGUUGAAUCUUACACGAAACUAGAAAACACUAAGGUUCAAGGUUCAGAGAUCAAAUAUGGUCCUUACGAGAAUCUUGCUCCCUUUUCAUACUCACCUAUAGUUGUUCAUUUUGAGAGCAACCAACCCUUUGUUGUUGCUCGAGAAUUGGUGCGAGAAAUAGAAGUUUCCCACUGGGGUAAUGUGCAGGUUACUGAAAACUAUAACCUUGUUCAUGGCGGUUCUCAAAUUAAGGGAGAAUUCUCUAGGCUUGAUUACCAGGCCAGACCACACAUUAGAGGCGCAUCAGCUUUCAAAAAUCUCGUGGCAAAAUUGCCUCCAAGAGCUCAUUCUGUCUAUUACAGGGAUGCAAUUGGCAACAUUUCAACUUCUCAUCUUUGGGGUGAUUCUAGAAAGACAGAGCUGGAAAUUGAACCUAGGUACCCGAUGUUUGGUGGUUGGAGAACUGCGUUCACAAUUGGUUAUGGCUUGCCUCUUCAGGAUUUUUUGUUUGAAUUAGAUGGAAAACGCUUCCUCAAUAUCACCUUUGGCUCUCCUAUAAAUGAAAUCAUUAUUGACACCCUCAUUGUGAAGGUUGUUUUGCCUGAAGGUUCUCGAGAUAUAUCUGUUUCUGCACCAUUUCCUGUUAAGCAAUGGCAAGAGACAAAAUUUUCCCACUUGGAUGUUAUUGGCAGACCAGUAAUAGCAUUGGAAAAGAGUAAAGUUGUGCCGGAGCUUGAUCAGUAUUUCCAGGUUUAUUACAAGUUUAACAGUAUUUCAAUGUUCAGGGAGCCAAUGAUGUUGAUUUCUGGAUUUUUUCUCCUUUUUGUUGCUUGCAUUGUAUACGUGCAUGCUGACUUGUCAAUCUCCAAGUCGUCUGCAUCAUAUUUGGCAAAGCUUCAAUGGGAAGAGGUCCAAUCUGUGAUUCAGCAAGUUGACAAUCUUGUUAACCGAUGCUUAAUGGUACAUGACAAGCUGGAUGCAUCUCUGCGUGAUCUUUCUAGGAUGGGUGAUGUUCAAGCUUGUAAGGCAGCACGCAAACAUGCAGAUGGUCUGUUGAAAGAGCUCUCUAAGGAAUUAAAGCCCUUGCUGUCAUUCUUGCAAAAUUCUCCCCAGGCUGCUCAGAUAUUGCCCAAGGUGGAAGAACUGGUGGUCAAGGAGAGAGAGUUGCAAGACAAGCUGAUGGUUAAGCACACAACCGUGGUAGACUGUUAUGAGAAGAAGCUUUCGGGACGUGAAAUUGAGAACCGGAUAGCUUCGCAGCAGAACAAGAUAACUGCACUGAGACAGGAGGUUGAUGAUCUUCUGGACUUCAUAGAUGAAUUAUGACAUCCCGGUCGCUACUAUUGUCCAUCACUCAUCAUUACGGCUUCUCUUCGACAUCCAUAGUAAGAAGGUGGGAGACUUACCUUUUUCUGUUCGCUUGGGCCUGAUUAGCAAUAUUUAAGAACGGUGGAGAAAUUUUGUUGUGAUCUAGGGAAUUUUAACUCAGAAAGUUUCUUUCCCUUACAAUGUCUUCUGUGUUCUUACGUCUUA
This is a messenger RNA of Syzygium oleosum, 2109 nucleotides long. Its product is annotated as dolichyl-diphosphooligosaccharide--protein glycosyltransferase subunit 1A. The transcript has 10 exons. Gene Ontology annotation, cellular component: membrane; oligosaccharyltransferase complex. Bases 25 to 1902 code for a protein of 625 amino acids. The record is from RefSeq and is a predicted model, not a curated record. NCBI's taxonomy places the organism in Eukaryota, Viridiplantae, Streptophyta, Magnoliopsida, Myrtales, Myrtaceae.